Colletotrichum karsti is the source of this 1800-nucleotide messenger RNA. Its product is annotated as tRNA pseudouridine synthase. Bases 1 to 1800 code for a protein of 599 amino acids. The transcript has 3 exons. Gene Ontology annotation, cellular component: nucleus. Gene Ontology annotation, molecular function: RNA binding; pseudouridine synthase activity. The record is from RefSeq and is a predicted model, not a curated record. Lineage: Eukaryota; Fungi; Ascomycota; Sordariomycetes; Glomerellales; Glomerellaceae. Gene Ontology annotation, biological process: mRNA pseudouridine synthesis; tRNA pseudouridine synthesis.
AUGGCGACAGAUACUCCCCCAAACCCGGCCGACAGCGCCGCAGCUCCUCCCGCGAGGCAGCCUGCAGACCUUCCCGUCUCCAACGAAGCGGGAGCUUCAUCAGCUGCGCAGUCCGACUCUGCUGCACCCAACGGAAAGCAGAACGACCGCCAGCGCGGCGGGCGCAACCAGGGCAAGAGACAUCCGAAGCGUAAGCACGACGUCGGCCGCUCGGCGUGGAGUCGCGAAGCAACCGACAAGCGCGGACGCAACACCGAGUACCAGGAGUUCAAGCGCCGCAAGGUAGCUGAAGAUGGCGAGGCAGUUGCAAAGCCCUUUACCGCCGACGAGAUCGCUGCCGAGGGCCGUCGCCCGAAGCGCAAGGUCGCCGUCAUGGUGGGAUACUCCGGAACCGGAUACAAGGGCAUGCAGAUCAACCACGAAGAGAAGACGAUCGAGGGAGACCUGUUCAAGGCUUUCGUCGCCGCGGGUGCCAUCUCCAAAGCCAAUGCCGACGAUCACAAGAAGUCGAGUCUCGUGCGCUGCGCGAGAACAGACAAGGGUGUCCACGCCGCAGGCAACGUCAUCAGUUUGAAGCUCAUCAUCGAGGAUGAGGACAUCGUGGAGAAGAUCAACGCCGCGCUCCCCGACCAGAUCCGUGUAUGGGGUAUUCAGCGAACGAACAACUCCUUCAGCUGCUACCAAACCUGCGAUUCGAGAUGGUACGAGUACCUGAUGCCGACCUACUGCCUCCUUCCUCCCCACCCCGACAGCUGGUUGUGGAAGCAAUUGGUGGAGAAGGCCAAGGAGAAUGGGUACUACGAAGAAUUCCAGGCGAAGCUGGCAGACGUCCAAGACUACUGGAGGAAGGUCGACGAGGAAGACAUCAAGCCAAUUCUGGCGAAGCUCGACCCCGAAACGAAGGCUAAGGUCCUGGAGAGAAUACACUCGGAUGUUGACGCCACGCCCGAAGAAACACAGGAGAAGCGUGCUGCCGCGCCCGCUACCGAGACAACGGAGGCGGCACCCGCCGAGCAGACGACAACUGCGGCCGAAGUUCCGGCCGGUAGUGUCAAGCCGAGAAACCGCGACCUGACCCCCGUCGACUUCGCUCUCCGCGACAUCAAGGCAGCCUUCGUCGCUGCCAAGAGGCGAUAUCGCGUCACCCCGGAGCGCCUGAACCAGCUUCAGGCCGCGCUGACCCAGUACUGCGGCACCAUCAACUUCCACAACUACACCGUGCAGAAGAGCUACAAGGACCCCUCUGCCAAGCGCCACAUCAAGUCGUUCAAGGUCAACAUGGACCCGAUCCAGAUCCGCGACACGGAGUGGGUCUCUCUCAAGGUCCACGGCCAGAGCUUCAUGAUGCACCAGAUCCGCAAGAUGGUCGGCAUGGCCGCGCUCGUCGUGCGCUGCGCGACGCCGCUUGAGCGCAUCAAGCAGAGCUACGGCCCCGAGAGGAUCGCCAUCCCCAAGGCUCCCGGUCUGGGUCUGCUACUUGAGAGGCCCGUCUUCGACUCGUACAACAAGAGGGCGCAGGACAACUUUGGCAAGGAGACGAUUGACUUCGCCAAGUACGACGACAAGCUGCAGGCUUUCAAGGACAAGCAGAUCUACCAGCGCAUCUUUGAGGUCGAGGAGGAGGAGAAUGCUUUCCACAUCUUCUUCCAGCAGGUAGACAACUUCAAGUCCGACUACUUCCUGUGGCUCACCGCCGGCGGUAUCGAGGCCGGAUCGAUCCGCCUAGCGAAGGGAGAGGCGAAGACGCUCGAGAACGAGUUGGAUGACGAGGACGAGGACCCCGAGGGUGGUGAGGGUUAA